This is a messenger RNA of Tuber aestivum (summer truffle), 894 nucleotides long. NCBI's taxonomy places the organism in Eukaryota, Fungi, Ascomycota, Pezizomycetes, Pezizales, Tuberaceae. The record is from the annotation of a GenBank genome assembly.
AUGGUACUUGUAGCAAACAUCCUCAAGCCCCAUAUCCGCCCGCACAGGCAAUUCGUCGAACACAUCCGGCCCCAUCUAGCCCAUCAACCGUUGAUUGGCACGAACUCCAGCCCUGAGCUGGAGUCCAUGUCGGGUAACUGUGGAGAGGACGAUGAGGGCUCAAUUAAGAAUCUCCCGGCACUUCAUCCCUUUCGUUACUGCUGAUUCGCCCAAUGAAUACCGUGACAGUGGGGCCGCGUUUUUAGCAAGUGGCACGCGUCCGAAUGAGUUGUCAGAAGCUUCUUUCCAAUGUAUGUUUGGUCUGGUUUGCAGACAGCUCAGGGCCCGUUUACCUAACCACCCGGGUCCAGGAUCCACAGUGGAAGUACCGGUGGACGGUCACGUCAUAUAAUAGCGGGAACUGUGUUACAGAAGACAGCUGAAGAAGGGUGUUUACCUAAUUUCCGACUGUCUCAAAUUCACGUUGCCAAACACUCCGGACGAUACCCAACCCAAACACCUCCGGAUGCUCUGCGCGGCUUCAAGGUGCCGUCUCCAUCCGCUGAAGGGAAGACCGAUUUGAACCGCCUAGAGGCCAAGGCGGCAUUCAUGCAACGGCAGCUGGGGCUUGUUGGCUCCGCGGUGGUUGGUUUUCUCGGUGUAAGCCAUCCCUGUGUCUAUAUUUCCACUGCCACUGAUACCAUACCUUGUGGUUUGCAGGGUACGCGGUCAAAAGGCUGGUGGAUGUAUGAUAUACAUCCCACAGGCUGCUCCCAGUCUCCCUCCCCCGCUUCCCGCGGUAGAAACCACUCACAGCAGAUGACCGAUAGACUACGGUAUUGGCGGAAGGGCGGAAAUGCUUCUGGUGGAGCAGGGGACAAGGGUGCUGCCGGCGGGGUGGGGGACAAGAAUUGA